AUGCUACAAACAAGCGCGAACUCCAAAUGUAUCAGGGCUAAUGUGUCUUCUCUGGCCGUCUUACCCGCGGCAACUUUGCCAAAACCCGGCAAGGCGCUCUUUCCAUGGCGCGGCAUUCAGUCCAGGCGACAGGCCCCAGCCGGGACCACACCCGCGCGCUACCCCCUAAAGGCACUGCAAGAGGACGCUUCCGGCAUCAGCCAAGGCGUGUCCGUUGCAACCACCUCAACGGACAACGGUCAACCAGCCAACGACGCGCCCGCAGCGGCGGCAACCGCAGCUGCUACCGAUGGCGCCUCUGAAGCACCGAGUGCCCGCACCGCCCAUCUCGAGGGGGGAAACGGGGCGGCAGUUGCUGCCAACAGCAACAGCAGCAAAAGCCAAAGUGACGACCAUGGCGCCUGGCGCUGGGAGGAAAGCGAUGAUGCUGUACGGGCGUACGGCUCACUGGUAGCUCUGCUGGCGCUCGGCAACUUGCCCGUACUCCACGGUACCAAGCUGGCAGAUCUGCCGUACUUUGUAGGCCUGGCGAUUGUGACGAUUUACAUUGGAGCCCAUCGAGGCCUUACGACGCGACAGCGGCAGCAGAUCUCCAUUAAAGAGGGUAUUUUGGCGCCAGUAUUGGCAUCUGUGAGUCUGUUCGGGUUCUACCUUCUUAUCAAGUACUUGCCGGAUUUCAACGUGAAGGCCUUCUUGAACGCGUAUUUUUGGAUGUUGGGGACGUUUGCCAUCGGCGGCGCAGCAGUGCCCGUACUCCGAAAGGUGGGCGGUCCAUUGGGUGAGCUAAACCUCAAGUUCAAGUUGCCAGAGGGUUUGCUUCUGGACGAGGACGGGGCGAGCAUCACUGAGGCCGAGGCCGCCCCCACGGACCUGCUGGCCGUGGCUCUGGCUCUGGGGCUGUCCUCGGCGGAGCUGCUCUCCGGCCACACAAGCUUCACCCUCAACAACCUGGUCGCUACCUUGGUGGCCACGGAUAUACUGCAGCUCAUAGGCCCUAGGAGCUUCCGUACGGCAGGGCUGUUGCUGCUGGGCCUGCUACUGUACGACGUGUUCUGGGUAUUUGGCUCGCCCAAGGUGGUUGGGGAUAACGUAAUGCUGGCGGUUGCCACUUCGGACAUGGUUUCGGGGCCCACUCGCAUCCUCUUUCCCCGCACCCUCGACGGCGGGAGCACCGUAGAAGCCGCCGCCGCGGCCUUCCCGUACUCUCUCCUAGGCCUGGGCGACAUCGCCAUCCCUGGACUGCUGGCCUGCCUGGCGCUCAGGUACGACGCCUCGCGCUCGACGGACAUGCGGGCGCGGGCCGUGGCUGCAGCGGAAGCGAUCACUUCCGCUUUGGCGGCGCUUGAGCCUGGCGCCACAAGCCGCCAGAUCGCCGACGCCACCGCCGACGCGGCCGAGGCGGCGUACGACAGGAUCGCUGACCAAGAGGCCCGUCAACGUACGGCAUCAUUGGAUGGAACCAAUGCAGCAGGUCACGGCAGCGGCGGCGGCGUUGAUCACAGUACGGCAGCGGCAGCGGCGGCGGCGGCGGCUGCCGCAACCCGUGGUGCGUCGCUUCUGCUCGAUAUGUCUACCGCCGCCGCCGGGGGCUCUGCGACCCGGGCUUCCGCGCGCACCAGCCGGGGCGCGUCCAUUUCAGGUCGCAGUGGUGGGGAUUCGAACCCGACUCCGGAUGCCAAGGUUUCUAAGAGCAGUAACACCAGCACUGCCUCUUUCUCCCAGUCUUCAUCCCUUUCCCCACCUGGGCCAGAUGUCAACGGCUCCGGUACCUCAGGACUGUCCCCGCAGGGAACUCAGCCGCGACUGCCGGUUUCGGAGGCAGUGUUGUACCAACGCAAGUACUUCACUGCCGUCAUGUUUGCGUACGUGCUCGGGCUGGUGGGCGCCUUUAUCGCUAACGACGUGACGGGCCUCGGCCAGCCGGCGUUGCUGUACAUCGUACCGACGACGCUAGGUGCUGUCGUACUUACAGGUGUACGGCGCGACGAGCUUGGGCGGCUUUGGAGCUUCACAGACGUGCCGUCGUACGGGCUGCAGCAGGGGAAGGCGGGGACGGAUGGGACGAAGGGUCCAACCCUUGGCGUGGCGGCCCGGGAGCGUGGCACUGGCCGCGGGUAG
Molecule: messenger RNA, 2118 nt
Organism: Volvox carteri f. nagariensis
Lineage: Eukaryota; Viridiplantae; Chlorophyta; Chlorophyceae; Chlamydomonadales; Volvocaceae
Exons: 9
Coding region: 1-2118 (705 amino acids)
Biological process (GO): membrane protein proteolysis
Cellular component (GO): membrane; lumenal side of endoplasmic reticulum membrane; cytoplasmic side of endoplasmic reticulum membrane
Molecular function (GO): aspartic endopeptidase activity, intramembrane cleaving
Source: RefSeq, a predicted model, not a curated record